AUGACGCCAACUCUGACAGCGGACGAGCAGGCCGUGCGCGGGUUGCUGCAGUUCGGGCUGUGCGCGGACCCAGUGCCGCUGGCGUUGCCCGGGCGGGCGCCGGGCAGGCUGGUGUACCGAGAGUUGGUGGAGGCGGCGUACGACACCGCCGCCGCCGUGCUGAGGUGCCGCGGCGAGGAGGUGGUCGUCGUGGCCGACGCCGGGGACACGCUGCAGGACUCGCCCGAGGCACCGAUGCCGCCGCCGCCGCGCCCACCCGCGGGCGCCACGAGGCCCUGCGCGGAGGCGGCGCGGCCGGGGCUGGCGGCUGUGGAAGGUGGGCGCCAGGCGCCUGCGGUCGCCGCCGUGCGGCCCGGGGCCGUGCCGGCCGCGGCCGCGGCCGGCGUGCGGCCGCCCGCGGCCACGGCCGGUGCCGCGGGCGGCGCGUCGGCGGCGGGCGCCGCGGGCUCGGCGGGCGCAGCGGGCGCCGCGGGCGCGGCGGGCGCGGCGGCUGCCGCGGGCGCGGCGGCGCAGGCGCGCCAGGAGGCGCUGCAGGCCUUCGAGGCCGGCCUCCGGGAGUCGCUGAGGGCCAAGGAGUGCCGGAGGGCCGGCGAGGAGGCGCAGGAGUGCCGGAGGGCCGAGCAGCGCGCCCUGGAGAAGGUCCGGCGCACCGUGGAGCGCUUCUGCGGCCCCGGCCCGCCGGGCUCCGCGGCCCCGCGGUGGGCCCAGGAAGUGUGGAACACCACCCUCGGCAAGUUUGUGACCCCAGGGACCAUUGGACUGCUCGAGCUCAAACAGAUUUAUAACCAUGUGCAGCCAGCAGGACAAUUGAGUUAUAACGCCGUGCGAGGACCACUCAGCGCGGCAGCUCACGCGCUUCAUCGUAUUGGCUGGAGUUUCACAUCCGCAUUUACGCUGCAGGACCACUUUGGCAGGACAGUCAGGACAGAGCUGCUGCCGCCAGACGUUCUGCAGGCCGCGCUGGAGGCGCCAGAGAACAGCCCCCUGUACUGCUUCGGUCUUUUCGAGCACCCAGGGGAGCAGCAUGAUGAUUUUCCGCUGCCCAGGGAGAAGCCCAUUGUUCGAUUUGUCAGACACGACGGUCAGCCAGACACGGUACCGCACUUCGGGGGGCUCACGGGAACCGACGGGUCGUGCACCAAGACAGGCAUAGCGGAGUUAGACAGAGCGACGUUUUCGGUAGUGGCUUACAGUACCGACGGGGCCCCAGAGGCCUCCUUUUAUGGCGCUGUUGCUGCCAACCUUCCCCAGACUUCUCAGGCUGGGGAGCACAUGGGCUUCCUGGUUCUCCAGGAGGCCCUCACCAAACCUUCCAAGGCCUGGGUGGACUGCAAAGCGGUCCUCGAUCAGCACGCUAGGCCACUGCCGACACGUCUCAGCAGUAAGCUUAAGUACUCAGGCCUGCACAAACUCGCGCUUGCGCGGGACAGCAGACACCACCUCGAGACGGCCUCUAAGGUCAAGAGCCAUCAGGAUGUGAACUCAUUGGCUGGAGAGGCCAGACUCGCGGCAGAGAUCAACACAGCAGCGGACAAGAUGGCGAAGGCGGCAAUGGACUGCCACCCAAGUUUCAACCCGACAGCGCUGCAGGAGCUGCAACGCAAAAUAGAGGCCGCUCGAGCGAUUGGUUUAUAUGCGCCCAGAGUUCUCGCCUUAUGCCAGCGCAACAGGCACAAGUGCGAGAGAGCCGCUCUGCCCUGUAAGGUUCAGGCCACCAUCGUCGUGCACGACUGGGAGGAGGCGCUCGUGCACGUCGGCGUGUGGUGCCUCGGCGAGUUCGGAGACCACCUCGUCUCCGGCCGCGCGGUGGGGCCAGACAAUCAGCCGAUCCACGUGACGCCGACCGACGUGCUUGACCUCCUCCAGGAUGUCACCCGCAAGCCGCCGAACUCAGAGAAGGCGCACCACGUCCACUCCCUGGUCGCGGCCGCGCUCAUCAAGGCGGAGACUUUGGACGAGCACCAGGCCGAGGUGGAGCUUCUCACUCUUUCGACGAAAGAAGAGGACAGGAAGCUACUCGGUCCGCGACUAGUUCAGGCGCUGCCGAAGAACACCGCGCACAGGAAGUUGGCCCUGCGACUAUCGCGAGUGGAGGACGAGACGGAUUCGAUCGUCGGCGAGAAGGGCCCCGACAAUUUGAUCAGGGCGUUUCAGAGGAGCUUAGGGAAGCAGGCCUCGAGCGACGUAGUGGACAAGGUCUUCUCGUACUACUAUGACCGGAAGACGGCAGGACCACGCGUGAGGGGGCUUGGCCAGACGAUCGGACUCUACGCGGAGCAGGAGGAGGACGCCUACCAGGAGAUGGAAAAGAGCGUGCGGGCGAUCUGCCCGGACUUGGAGGCUUUGGAUCUCAUCCCAGACGAGCUGCGUGGCAUCAUCUUCUUGGUGAAUGCGAAUUUGGACCCAAGCGAGCGGGCCACGGUGGUGGCAGGACUACACGACUGGAAGAUUGAAUCAGUCAUCGAGAAGUUGAAGUAUGUAUGGGCCGACAAGGACCUGCUAGCGAGGGACAACCUGGAAGACGACGUGGAGGAAAAGCCAAGCUACUUCGAGGAGGAAGCCGACGAGGUAGACGAGGCGGACAUCCACUACGAGGAGCAGGAGGUCGACAAGGAGGACUUCGAGGCGCUGGAGGCCUACGCCGAGGACGCGGAGGUGCACGCGCAGGACGCCCACCGGACCUUCACAGAGGCGAAGAGGCUGCUGGCGGAGGCUGCGAAGAACAGGAGCGGCUACUUUCCAGUGAUCGGGAUCGGCCAGAUCCCGGAGAAGCAGUUCAGGGAUCAGAAGACGAUCAACACGGCGAAGGCGGCGCUCAGGGCUCCACGAGACCCCCCCAAGGGUAAGGGCAAGGGCAUCAAGUGCCUGAUCUGCCAGGGACCUCAUCGCGCCGUGGACUGUCCCAAGCGAGGCAACGCGGGCAACGACGGCAACAACGUGCAGAUGGCCGCCCAGGGCUUCGUGGACGCCGAGGACGACGACGAGAACAACUACGGCAAUGAGGGCAACGCUCCUGAGGAGGGUCAAGCUGGCUGGGUACACGAGGAGAUGGUUGGCUACGGGAUCAUCGACACGGGAGCUUCGAAGAGCAUGAUCGGGAUCGACCUGGCCGCAGCCAUCCAGGACGCCAUCAUCGAGGAGACGGGCGAGGGCCAGGUCACCAUGGACUACGCGAAGAAAACGGAGUUCACAUACGCGGGCGGCGAGAAGGGCCAGUCCAUCGGCAAGUUCGGCUUCGAGCAUCCAGUGGCGCUGGUCGAAGACGACAACAAGCUGCGGUUCGACCUGGUCGAGACGAAGUCCCCGAUGCUUCUGGGUCUGGACUACCUGGAGAAGGCUGGAGCGGAUUUGAUCAAGGAGAGGCGCCGCGGGCAGCGGUGCCCGGCGGUGCCAGGGCGCCUGGAGGACCUGCGGCGGCGGCCCCUGCCUGCGGCCGUGGCGCCGCCCCUCGCGGCGGCUGGCGCGCCUCCCGUGGUGCUGCGCGGCGGCGGCGGCGGGCUCGGCGACGUGAUCCCGCCCCCCUUCUGUGGCGGGCGCGGCGCCGCGACGGGUCCAGGGGGGCCUGCGGCGGCCGCGGACGCAGCUGGGCCGGGGGCUGGAGGCUUCGGCGGCUUCGCAGGCUGGCCCGCCGCCGCGCCUGGCGCGCCCGCGGGAGGCGCCCCCGCUGGCGGCCUGGGAGGCUGGGUGCCUGGAGGCGGCGUCGCAGCUUGGUUUCCUGUCGCGCCUCGGUUCGACCCCGCCGCCCCGCCUGGCGCCGCUGGGCCGUGGGGGUUGGCGCCUGGCUCGCUGGUGGAGGGCGUGCUCCUGGUCGGAGGUGGUGGUUCGGCCACGGGCGCUGCGGUCUUCCAGGUGCAGGGCUCUUGGCAACCCGACGCGACGGGGCACUUCUCGGGGGCGAACCUCCCUGGGGCGAGCGCGCUGCAGUACGCUCCCACGCUGAUGGGCAGUUUCGGCGCAGUCGGUCGCGCGGCACUCCACCUUGGCGCGCAGCAGCCCUCGCAGUGCGCACGUGCGAACCCGUGGAUGCAGACGGCCGUUUCCCACGCCGAGACCUAUUGGAGGCGUGGCGCGCGAGGGCUCGUGGAGCCGUGGUUGCAGUCUUCUGGCCUUGGUGGAGCGGCGCCCGCCCUCCUCGGCCAGCCGACGGUGAUCGCGCCUCGAGCCGAUUUGCGCAAGAAUGCGAAGGAAGUCAAGGCUCGCUUGGCCCGCGAGCGCUCUGCCGGAGGGGCGCUCGCAGCUCGGGCCACAGACGUGCUCUCUGGCUCGAGGCUCGACCGGGUCGACGGGCGAGAUGGGGGCCAGGUGCGCGCGGGGGCCCAGGACGGCGGGGGAGCGCCUGGGCGCGCCCACCUCGGUGACCUCGUGACGCAACGGAUGCGGGCCGUCGGCGCUGGCAGGUGGCCCCGGCAGUUCCGCUCAGCCUGCGGAGCUGCAGGGCGCGGUGAGCAAGCGAUGCGAGCUCCGGGCCUGCAGGAGAGCGGCCGGUCGGCGCCCGAUGCUUCGCCAACCAGGAGGAGCCGCUACAGCCGACAGGCAGCCGCGGCGGAGGGUGACCUUCCGCGGCGGCGGCCCCAUCCGCCGAUCAGGCAACCUGGGAAAACGUGCACGCAAGGCGGCAAGCAGAAGCAUGACAAGAACGGGAUGGGCCAAUCGCGCCCCCGUGCCAAGGGAGAGAGGGCGCAGGCCAAAGGCCAGCAUGGCCGCAGCCAGCCUUUCGCCCCGCCGUUCGUCGCGGCUGCGCUGGUGGAGGAGCUCGCGUGGCUGAUGCGCGAUCUGACGCGCAAAACGCAUGCCGACGCGAGGCGCGACGCCGCGUCUGGCGCCUCGAAUUCUGUUUCGGCCUUAAUGAAGAGCCUCGGCGGGCACCUGCUUGUCCUUCUUCGAUGUGAACAGUUUGCCCGCCAGUUACGUGGCGACGUUCCUGCGGAUGGCGCUGCGGGCUACUUCGAGACGGCCCUCGAUUGGGUCAACAUGGCGAUCGAGAGUCUCAGCUACCAUUGCGCCCUGCACUGGAGACGGGCGCCGGCCGCGCGCCCGUCGGUCACGCGGCGCCUCGCGCUCGGCAAACUGCACUACGAGGCGCGCGUCUUCCGCGAGGAGUGCGAGGGCGCGCCAUCCUCGAGAUUGGCUGGGGCGAGAAACUCACCGACGCCGCCGCCGCCCACGACGGCGAGGGGAACUACCCCGACGCCCAGGCGAGCCCUCGACUUCGCGCGCCUCGAGCCCGCUCCGCCGCCGAUCGAGGCAGGCGCCGCCGCGCGUGCCUCCGAGAUCGCGGAUGGUUGGUUUCGCCGCGAGGUGUGUCUCAAUCGGGCGAUUUUGGGGCUUCCGCUUGCCCCGAAGGUCUGGGCCUCGGACGAUGAGCAGGACAUCUUGAACCCCGUCGAGAACGACGAAAUUGCCGCGGCGGGCGGCCGCGAGAUCUUGCGGGGCACGCUCGGGGCGCGCAAGGGUGGCCACCAGGAGGGCAAGGGGCCUCUGCUCUGGGCGACGCAAUCAUCCACCCCCGCCCUGCCGCACAGCGGCAAGUGGAAGGCCAUCGUCGCGCGGUCCGGGGAGGUCCUGCCGUGGAGCUCGGAGGACCUCAAGUGUUGUUUCUACGUCUACGCCCUCGACGACGCCUGGCUGCCCUGCGCGGGCAUUGCAAAGCCCGUGAGCUGCGCCGCGGGGGGCUUGUCAGGGCCUGGGCCGGCGUGCGCUGCAGUGGCGGUGGCGCUAAUGGGCUGGGUCAUCGCGGCGAGCGUGGCCCAUGCAUUCAUCCAGGAGGCGAACUUGUUCGAGGCCGCCUCGGCGGCGCCCGCGACGACGCUCGGGCGCCUGAACUAUGCAAGGCUGCUGCGUCACUGCGGCGAACAUCAGGAGCGACGCGACGACGUCCCGAUCAGGAAUUGGCGCGAGACCCAGAAGGUGCCCGCAGGCAGGCGGGUCUGGCAAGUGCACAUCGAAAACUUGGACGCGCUGGAGAUCGCCGGCUGGUGGGAGGCCGCGCAGCUCAAGAGCGACGGGCCCAGCGAGGCCGCGAACCAUGCCCGCGCUCGCGGCACGGAGGCGGGAGCCUUUCGUAGCGAGGAGAAGGCAGUGAUCCGCGCCAUCGGGCCGCGCGCCGAAUUCGCGCUGCGCCUCGCUUCUUUCACCCCCGCCUCUUUCAGGCGCCCGACGGGCGCCCGGAAGUGGAUGCAGGUCUUGGCCGGGGGUUGGGCGCGCCGUCUGCUGUUCCGGAGGGGGGCGAUGACGCGCUUCGCCCCCCUGUGGAGUGUCGCCGUGAGGCUGCGAGGCCAGGCCCCCAUGCCUGCCACCGUCCGCGCGGAGCUGCUGCUGGUCCUGGCAUUCCUUCCGAUCCUGCACUGCGACCUGGGGGCACCCGUCAGCGUCGCGUUGGCGUCGGUCGUCGACGGCAUCGGACGGCCCAGGCGCGCCUUCGACCGCCGUGGCUUGGCGCCGGCGUCGUUCGUGUCCUCGUAG
Messenger RNA from Prorocentrum cordatum, 6462 nucleotides. NCBI's taxonomy places the organism in Eukaryota, Dinophyceae, Prorocentrales, Prorocentraceae. The record is from the annotation of a GenBank genome assembly.